This is a messenger RNA of Prunus avium (sweet cherry), 1254 nucleotides long. RefSeq names its product myb family transcription factor PHL13. NCBI's taxonomy places the organism in Eukaryota, Viridiplantae, Streptophyta, Magnoliopsida, Rosales, Rosaceae. The record is from RefSeq and is a predicted model, not a curated record. Gene Ontology annotation, molecular function: DNA binding; DNA-binding transcription factor activity.
AGAAGCUUUGUGGGUCGUGACCGGCCUUUUGACCUCAAUUGUCUGCAUCGUCCAAACGCGCAGUUUACCAUUUUGCAGGCCUCCAAUACAAUUUCUCCAACCUAGUCCAAUGGCUGACAAGCUUUCUAGUUUCUAACCUGCUAAGAGAAUAAUAUGACUGGUCUCAUCGAUUGAAUUGUCCCUGAAGCUUUCUUCUCAACCUCAAUUUCUGUCUGCAGUGGAUUUUCACCAUGUAUCAUGCCAAGAAGUUUUCAACAGCGAGCUUAGUUCCUCACAAACCCCAGAGCUCUGAGGAGCUUGCAAACGUUGGGGUUGUCAGUGGUGGCUCUUCAGUGAAAAGCCCAACGCCUUCUGGGGGAAGUGGCAAGCAACGCCUGCGGUGGACUUCGGAUCUCCAUGACCGCUUCGUCGACGCCAUUACGCAACUCGGUGGACCAGAUAGGGCAACACCUAAAGGUGUUCUGAGAGUGAUGGGUGUUCCGGGACUAACUAUUUAUCAUGUGAAAAGCCAUUUACAGAAGUAUCGCCUUGCGAAGUACCUGCCAGAGUCUCCGGCUGAUGGUUCUAAAGACGAGAAGAAGGGUUCUGGAGACAGCCUUUCUUGCUCAGAUUCUUCUCCUGGAGUCCAAAUUAAUGAGGCAUUGAGGAUGCAGAUGGAAGUUCAGAAGCGUCUUCAUGAACAGCUUGAGGUUCAAAGGCAGUUGCAGAUGAGAAUAGAAGCUCAGGGUAAAUACUUGCAGAAGAUCAUUGAGGAGCAGGAGAAACUUGGUGGGGUUCUCAAAGGAUCUGAUGUAUUGCCAUCAGCGGAGGAUAAGCAGAAGUCAUCUCAGUUGGAGACAGCGGGUGAUGCAACCGCCACGCCCUCAUCUCCGCGAAAGAAACAAAAGGUAGAUGAUGGGUUGCCAGAUGGUUGCACCACAUCUAACGUGCCUCCAAAAGCUGACCAAAAGAAUGAAUUUGUCGGUCAGUGGGAUCGAGACUUGUAUGGAAGUGAUGGUGGAUUUGGAUUCAACUUGCAAACAGAGUUUAAAGAGAGAGAUGGCGAUGCUGCACAGAAAGCGCCAAUGGAGUUAGAUCCCUUGUGUGGUUCAAAACAAUAGGAGUCCGAAUUGUCGGUAGUAUUUCAAGAAGCUUGUGCGAGUAAUUAGAAACCAUGUUAUGCAUACCACGUAAAUAGACAUGCAAUCCAUUUGUAAUUAUACAAUGUAUGAUUUUCCCCCUUUUUAGUGUAUAAGUAGAGCAUGUAAUUUCCAA